AUUGUUGAACGCCAACGGUGGCACAUUUAGACAGCCGUAACUGCGAAACAGUGAGACACCUCUUUGCCGUCGCAUACAUUUGGGGACACUCUCGACACGACUGCGAAGGUUCAAUGGAGCAACGAGGACCCUUCUACCAAAUAAUAGAUGGAGUGCCCAGAUGUCCAAACGUCGACCCGGUCUUGGUGAAGAAAGCCCUGAAUUUCAAGGCCUCCAAGGGAGAUCUGGUGCAGUGGUCAUAUCCCAAAAGCGGGACGCACUGGGUACAAUACAUAAUCCAGCUAAUUCUUAAAGAAGGAGAAGGCGUGGAGAAUUACGACCAGUUCACCAAGAACACCCGGCCGAUGGAAUACGUUGGCGUCGACGACUGGAGACCAGCGUUGGCGUUGCGAUGCCUCGCCACACAUCUCCCACCGCAACCUGAGUUGAUAAGCGACGAUGCCAAGUACGUGUACGUGGCAAGAAAUCCUUGGGAUGUGUGUGUGUCGUUGUUCCACAUGGUCACCAACCUCAGUGUCUACCGUUUCGAGGACGGCACGUUCGACGAGUUCUUCGAGUACUUCUUGAACAAGGACUUCGGCUACGGCUCCUAUUUUGACCACGUAGCCACGGGCUACGCAUUGAGAGACAGGCCCAACGUGCUCUUCCUCACUUACGAGCAGCUAAAAAGAGAGACUCGCGAAACAGUGCUAAAGCUGGCGCGCUUUCUUGGCGAUCGCCAUGGAAGGCUUAUCGAAGAUGACGAAAACGGCUUGCUUGACCAAAUCCUGGAACAGUCUUCACCCAGCCGCAUGAAAAGUGUCGUUGUGAUGAACUUGCGCAGCCAGGAGUGGGAGGUCAUGAUGACCAGAAACAACAUGACCUGCAAGAAUGGUUACGACGGGGACUGCAAAAAAUAUGGUAUUGUGAGGAAUGCUCAAAUUGGUGAUUGGAAGAACUACUUCAAGCCUGACCAACUUCAGCGCCUCGAGGCAAAGAUUAGAGCUGAAGGGGAGAAAGCUUCGUUUAUGAAUUUGUGGGCAGACAUUCGGAAGGAAGCGCUUGAAGUAGCUUGUUCGUAAGCGAACAAAAAAUGGCCUAGCGCUGUCAAGGACAAAACAGCACAAUACAAUACACAGAACAGGAAACCCUGUGUCCUACGUAUUGUGCCGUUUUAUGCGUGACAAUGCUACACCAACUCGACUGCACUUUUACAUUUCGUGUCGCUCGUUUUCGGUUGGAUACGUCAAUAUACAAAGUCCUUCAUCUUGAUCAAACCAACAUUUGCGAGAAUAGAACUUUGAGAACAGAAAUGAACGAACGCGGCUCUUUAUUUUGAACAAGAUCUAUCGGUGCUGUUAGUUUAAAUGUCCGGUUGUUCCUAAGAGGGCGGUUGAGGCUCGAUUUUUUAAUGCUCGCUCAUGUUCACUUCGUGUUUUGCAGCGGGUGCUCUUGUCGAGCUGUCGUGGCUAUAUAUGCAUGUUAUUCAAAAUAAAAUUUCAGUUGGAAGUCAGCGCUUGUCUUUCGAGACUCUUGCUGUCCCUUUGUCUAUGUAUGCGCUGUAAAGUCAAGUUUGCAAGGGUAAUCACGCCCAACCGACGAGCCCAAAUUUGCACCUUGCUUCUCUAGAGACAUGCACCACGAGUGCUCUUUGAAUGUCUUUAACACCGCAAUUUAGCAGUAGCAGAGAACGCUGGUCGUAAAUUAACAAAUUAACCGCCAGCGGGAAUUGCCCCUCGAAAUAGUUGUGACGAUGACGGCCGUGUGUGCGUUAGCGUUCUUGAGAGUGUCUAAAUAAGUGCACGAAAGGAACAACUGUGAAAUGAGGUACUGGGCUAUAGCUGCACUUACUUUCCACUUACUGGCAUUGCCGCUUACUGGCAUAGUAAGCGGUCCGGCUCCCUCGCACAACCGCGCAAACUUGCGCCCACUAUUUUCAACGUAUCAAGGAUAAGUGAAUGGGUGCACACUUGAAUCAAUGCGCCGAAGCAAGACUGGCGUAGAUUACACGGACAGCAGACAAAUGUUCGAAGCUGCACGUUGGACGUUUCGCAACGGUUCACAGAGUAAGCAAGUGACUAGCGAUAAUACAUAUUUGCUACAUGCUAUCACAAAAUACAGAACAUCUGCUUUCGAAGGCUUGAGCGCGGCAAGCACAAAUCUAUCGCAACGGAGGGAAACCGCGUGCGAUUAGUCGGAAAAUAAACAAUCAGAUAGUGACCGCACCGAGGAGCAUUACUAUGACAGAAUCAUGACAAGCUGCUCCUUCGAAGUGUUUGCCAAAUAGAAAAACAAAGUGAAAAACAUGGUGAUGGUGAUUUCUUUCAUAAGGAGAAAAUGUGGACAGCUUAGAAUGCAUUUCUGGCUCCGCUUUUAGUACAAGAACCGUAAACGUUGCCCGUGCCGUGUGGACAAGCUCUGAAAGCGCCCUGUGGUGAAAGGUUCGUGUCGUCCACACAGUCAUCGUGUACAAUAUCCGACAAAACAGAGGUAUGUUGAGCCGCAGAGGCAUCAUGUGCAUGCAUUGUAAACAAGAAGGUGACGGAGGCAGCUGAGGCAAGCAGUGGACGGGCUACCGCAUGAUGAAACAUGGUGACGCCUACGGGACUGUCGUGUAAAGGUGCUAUAUAUAAAAAAGUGGAAAUGGCUUAAAAAACGUUAUUUUUUCGCACACGUGUAUUUCUUUUUUUUUAAUUUGGAAAACAAUACACCAAAAUAAAUUCAAUAAUUAGAGGUCAUAUG
This is a messenger RNA of Dermacentor silvarum, 2721 nucleotides long. Its product is annotated as sulfotransferase 1C2-like. The transcript is spliced from 3 exons. The record is from RefSeq and is a predicted model, not a curated record. The coding region runs from base 114 to 1061 and encodes 315 amino acids. Gene Ontology annotation, molecular function: sulfotransferase activity. Gene Ontology annotation, cellular component: cytoplasm. Gene Ontology annotation, biological process: sulfation. NCBI's taxonomy places the organism in Eukaryota, Metazoa, Arthropoda, Arachnida, Ixodida, Ixodidae.